CCCGUUGAGCUCUCUGUCUUGUCUCUCUCAAUUUUAUUAUCGUCAUCAUCCUCUUUUGUUUCUUUUCUCCUAACGUUUCUCUUUCUUCUUCGAACAAUCUCCAAAACUUUUUGUUUUUUUGUUUGAGAAGAAAGAACCAAACUAUUACACCAAGAGAAGAGUUUAGUUUAGUCUUUGUUGUUCGCGAUGUCGGACUCUGGUUCUUCUCACAAGUCCUCCUCCACAAAGUUACCUUCAAUAUUGGGACUAAACAUCUACAUAGUUAUCGCGAUAUGUUCUGUUUUCAUACUCUUGAUCUCGGUCCUCAUCUUCCUCUUCGUCUGUCUGAACCGAGUCUCACGCGCUCGUAGAAUGCGUGUGAAACACAGCUCAGGCUCGAUCCCGCUUGUCUCCAAGGAGAUAUCGGAGAUCAAGAAGACGGUCGGAAAGUUUAUUAGAAACUCCGACGAAUCAAAGGGUAAGAUCGGAAACGAAGCUGUCGUCGUGGUUCCCGCAUCGAGCAAAGAAGCGACGACUACGAGUACGAGUGGUGGGUUUGACACUUUGUCGGUGGCUUCGAGCGGUGGUGACGUUGGUCCCGAGGUGAUGGGAUGGGGAAGAUGGUAUAGCUUGAAAGAUCUGGAGAUCGCGACGCGUGGCUUCUCUGAUGAGAACGUGAUCGGUGAAGGAGGUUACGGCGUCGUUUAUAGAGCUGAUUUCUCUGACGGUUCUGUCGCCGCCGUCAAGAACCUCCUUAACAACAAGGGUCAGGCAGAGAAAGAGUUCAAAGUUGAAGUGGAAGCUAUUGGAAAAGUAAGACAUAAGAACUUGGUUGGUCUGAUGGGAUAUUGUGCUGACAGUGUUCAAAGGAUGCUUGUGUAUGAAUAUAUUGAUAAUGGAAACUUGGAGCAGUGGUUGCACGGUGAUGUAGGUCCGGUUAGUCCUCUUACGUGGGAUAUCCGCAUGAAGAUUGCUAUUGGAACAGCAAAAGGGUUAGCCUAUUUACAUGAAGGGCUUGAACCUAAGGUUGUGCACCGUGAUGUGAAAUCUAGUAACAUCUUGCUCGAUAGGAAAUGGAACGCGAAAGUGUCUGAUUUUGGUUUGGCCAAGUUAUUAGGAUCUGAAACAAGCUAUGUGACAACUCGUGUUAUGGGAACUUUUGGAUAUGUUUCACCGGAAUAUGCAAGUACUGGUAUGCUCAAUGAGUGUAGUGAUGUCUACAGUUUCGGUGUUUUGCUCAUGGAGAUGAUUACAGGAAGAAGUCCUGUAGAUUAUUCAAGACCGCCUGGCGAGAUGAACUUAGUUGAUUGGUUUAAAGGAAUGGUUGCAAGUAGACGUGGAGAAGAAAUUAUAGAUCCUAAAAUCAAGACCUCACCACCACCAAGAGCUUUGAAAAGAGCUUUGCUUGUUUGUUUGCGUUGCAUAGACCUUGAUGCUAGUAAACGACCAAAGAUGGGACAAAUCAUUCACAUGCUUGAAGCUGAAGACUUCCCUUUCCGUCCUGAUCACAGAUCAAACCAGGAAAGAAUGACCGAGAAAGCUUCAAUGGCAAACAAGAAUGUCCAUCACGGUUGAGUAUUCGUUACACAUCCACAAAUUGAUAGAUGUUUCCAUGUUUUAUUAAUUCUUAAAAUUGAUGAUUGAUAUGCCUAAAGGAAAAAAAUUGGAGAAAUGAGAUUAGAUAUAUGAGGAUGGAAUUCAGAUUUAAGGCUUGUAUUUUGUAUAUAACAUAUAUGUAAUGUAUAAAUAAAUUAGUGAAACUCUAUAAAGAAUGUUACAUUCCUUCUC
This is a messenger RNA of Camelina sativa (false flax), 1767 nucleotides long. Its product is annotated as putative receptor-like serine/threonine-protein kinase At4g34500. Lineage: Eukaryota; Viridiplantae; Streptophyta; Magnoliopsida; Brassicales; Brassicaceae. The record is from RefSeq and is a predicted model, not a curated record. Gene Ontology annotation, biological process: protein phosphorylation. Gene Ontology annotation, molecular function: protein kinase activity; ATP binding.